CCAGUGUUCAUCUGUAAAGCCUCAAGAUAGAGCGUUACGGUACCAAUCUCUCCCAUGUCUGGUUCACUGUCCAGCUCAAUCAUGGACCACAAUGCAACCAAUUCAACUGAAGGAUCUUUUGGCUUGACUGAAAUGCCAGCUCGUCCGUUCUUCUUAUGUUUAUACACAGUGAUUUUUCUGGCAAGCCUGGUGCUCAACAGCAUUACAAUAUAUGUGUACUUUUGUAAAUCUAUAAAUCAGUCCAGCAUCACAAUCUAUAUAAAGAAUCUGGCUAUAGCAGACUUGUUUGUGUGCCUGUGUUUGAUAUUACGCAUUGCUAAAUAUGCUAGCACGUCAAUGGAAAUUCAGCGUAUCUACUGUAACUUUGGUGCUCCCACUUCCUACCUGAACAUGUACUCCAGUAUUCUCUUCAUGGGCUACAUCGCUGCAAACAGGUACAUGAAGAUUGCACGACCACUGGAGACCCACAUGCUGCAAACAGUCCGUUCGACCCGCUACAUCUGCAUUGUGACCUGGGCCGUCCUUUUGUGCUUUAAUUGUGCCUACAUUGUUGCGUUUGUCAGUGCUGAUAAACAAACCUUUGCCCACAGUGGUUUUGACUGUGACAGCUUUCAUAACGACUUAGUCAAACAGAUUUACUUGACCUUGCAGAUGACUUCCUUUUCAAUGUUUUUGUUUGUGCUGGUAUCCCUGAUUGUGUUUUACUGGCUGAACGUACAGAAGCUUCGUCAAGCGCAGCGCACGAUGCCGGAUCAGCCUGGUAACACUAAGCUCAGCAAGUCAAAGCGCAACAUGCGAGUUUUGGUGGGGAUUUUCUGCGUGUGUUUUGUGCCGUAUCAUCUGGUGAGACUGCCAUACAUGUUCAUCAAACCCCUGCUGCACGACUGCACAGCAGAGCAGGUUUUCUACAUCCUGAAGGAGCUGACCGUCCUGCUCGCAAUACUAAAUGCCUGUUUGGAUCCACUUAUUUACUUUGUCUUUUGCAAGACCUUCAGAGCACAGCUUAACCUUCAAAGAUUUCGUCGAUCUGAAUGAGAUAUAAAGCUCUGGGUUAAAAGUAAAUAUUAAGUUGAAUUACUGGGAUUCUGACAUCAUUUGCUCAGAGCUAAUAAUAAUAAAUUAAUAAUAAUAAUAAAUUAAUUAAUUAACCUUUCAGACAACUGGUAAAUGUUGGUUAAUUUUAUCAGGUGUUUAUUUUGUAAAUGUUCACAUGUUCUUUUUAUACAUAUUUGAAUGUAUUUGUAAAAAUAACAAAGUAUUUAAAUUUAAAGUUACUUUAAAUUAUAGUGUUUACAGCAAACAGGAGCUAAUUUACAUAAGCCUAUGGAACUUUAAGUUAAAAUCGGUUGGUAUUGUACAUAUUGUGAGCAUUCUUUCUGAAUAAAAGUGUUAAUUGUUAUUUCAUAUAUAAUAUAGAUUUGUCCUAUUGUCUCAUACUUGAUGUAACUCUCACACCAUUCAUUGUAGCAUCAUUCAUUCUUCUGUAUACUUGUGUAUGGAUGUGCUGACAAUAAAGCUCUUUUGAAUUUA
Molecule: messenger RNA, 1530 nt
Organism: Cyprinus carpio (common carp)
Lineage: Eukaryota; Metazoa; Chordata; Actinopteri; Cypriniformes; Cyprinidae
Product: G protein-coupled receptor 87-like
Biological process (GO): G protein-coupled receptor signaling pathway
Cellular component (GO): membrane
Molecular function (GO): G protein-coupled purinergic nucleotide receptor activity
Source: RefSeq, a predicted model, not a curated record